UCUCUCUCCUUUUGUCUCUUCUCUCGGCAACACUGAAACAAUCCUUUUCCUUGUUCCAACAAUCUAAACUUCCUCUAAAUCUCUCUUUCUCUCAAAACCAGUAUUAUAUCCAAAGUAAUCAUGUUUAUAUAUAAUCUCUUCUUCUCUUUCGAUUUCUCCAAUUCAACUAUACCCAAUCCUUCCUCUCGAUUUCUCCCAUUCUUCUUCUUAAUUCUUCCGACCCAGAAUGGAAUCUCACGGAAAAAACCAUCAGAAAGAUCUGGACGAUGACCUCUCUCUCAAACCCAUUACGUUGUCUAAGUAUUCGAACCGGGUUGAGUUAAAGACUCUGCUCGAACGGAGCGACCGCGGAGCAGGCUUGGUCGGGAAAAAAGUUGUGAUUGGCGGUUGGGUUAAGUCUUCUAGAGCGGUUAAGAAAGAUUCUCCUCCUCCUCCGCCUGUAGUUGUUGUCCCUUCGCCGUCGAGUGGUGGUGAUCAAUCUCAUACGACGGCCAACAUUAGGUGCACCGAGAUUAUUCAAUCCAAAAUGAGUAUUUUCAGGAGAUUUUUCGAUGUACUGAGCGGCGGUGGCAAGACUUAUCCAAUCUUCGAUAAGACGGAACUCUCCGGUCAGAAGGCCGCGCCACCUCCCGAGUAUGUUUUUUACUUCUUGAUCAGUGACGGCUCCUCUGUCUCCAGUCUACAGGUUGUUGUUGAUUCUGCAUUGUCGACUGUUCCAGCAACUCAGCUUAUGGCCCUAGGGACCUGCAUUGUAGCUGAAGGUGUCUUAAGACUACCAUUGGCUGCUUCUGCAAAACAUGUCAUUGAGCUUGAGGCAGAGAAGCUUCUUCAUGUUGGAACAGUGGAUCCAGAAAAGUAUCCACUCUCAAAGAAACAGCUUCCUCUGCAUAUGCUUAGAGACUACUCUCAUUUCAGGCCCCGCACAACUACGGUUGGGUCGGUAACUCGAGUACACAGUGCGCUAACCUUAGCGAGCCACACAUUCCUUCAAUACCAUGGGUUUCAGUAUGUUCAAGUACCAGUCAUCACAACCACUGGAUUUGGCGAAAUGUUUAGGGUCACUACUCUUUUAGGUAAAACUGAUAAUAAAGAGGAGAAGAAGCCUGCCAAAGAAAAAGAUGGAUUUAGCAUUGACACUGUAAAGGCUGCUAUAAAGGAAAAGACUAGGCUGAUUGAUCACCUCAAGAGAUCUGACAGCAACCGUGAAGCUGUGGUUGCUGCUGUAUACGACCUCAAGAAAACCAACGAUCUUGCAUCUCAGCUUGAGAUGAAACAAAAAUCCAAACCAGGAACUUUGGUCAAAUCUGAGAAGCUUGAUUUCUCGAAAGAUUUUUUUGGCCGCGACACUUAUCUGACUUCUUCUGGGAGGUUUCAUCUUGAGAGCUAUGCCUCUGCACUUGGAAAAGUUUAUACCUUUGGACCGCGAUUUGUAGCUGAUAAAAUUGACAAUGCAAGGCAUUUGGCAGAGAUGUGGAAUGUGGAAACCGAGAUGGCUUUCACUGAAUUGGAUGAUGCUAUGGAUUGUGCUGAUGAAUACUUCAAGUUCCUUUGCAAAUAUAUUCUGGAAAAUCGUCAUGAAGACAUGAAAUUCAUAUCGAAACGAGUUGACAAGACCAUCACCACACGUCUCGAAGCAACAGCGUCCAGCUCUCUUUUGAGAUUCUCCUAUACUGAAGCGAUUAGUCUUCUGCAAAAGGCAACCACUAGAAAAUUUGAAACCAAGCCUGAGUGGGGCGUUGCUUUAACAACAGAGCAUCUAAGUUAUCUUACUGAUGAGAUUUACAAAGGUCCUGUAAUUAUACAUAGCUAUCCGAGAUUAGCUAAACCUUUUUACGUGAGGUUGAAUGAUGAUAAGAAGACUGUAGCAGCAUUUGAUCUGGUCGUACCAAAGGUUGGUGUUGUGAUCACUGGGAGCCAAAACGAAGAACGUUUUGAGCUUUUGGAUGCGAGGAUUGGGGAAUUCGGAAUCGCGAGGGAGAAGUUCGAGUGGUACUUAGAUUUAAGGAGGCAUGGGACAGUGAAGCAGUCAGGAAUAAGCCUAAGCAUGGAACAUAUGCUUCUGUUUGCGACCGGACUUCCUGAUAUCAAAGACGCCAUUCCUUUCCCUAGAAGUUGGGGCAAUGCAAACAACUAAAUCAGCGUCAUGUACAAACUCAGUUACACUGUUAUGUAAUCUAUGUAACCAAACUUGGUGAAAUAAGAAAAGAAUUGUACAUACCAAAGUGUUCAUAAAUGAUCUGUGGAUUGUAUAGUUUGGAUGAAAAUGGUAAGUAAA
Messenger RNA from Capsella rubella, 2275 nucleotides. RefSeq names its product asparagine--tRNA ligase, cytoplasmic 2. Lineage: Eukaryota; Viridiplantae; Streptophyta; Magnoliopsida; Brassicales; Brassicaceae. Gene Ontology annotation, molecular function: ATP binding; asparagine-tRNA ligase activity. Bases 227 to 2134 code for a protein of 635 amino acids. The transcript has 7 exons. Gene Ontology annotation, cellular component: mitochondrion. Gene Ontology annotation, biological process: asparaginyl-tRNA aminoacylation. The record is from RefSeq and is a predicted model, not a curated record.